Molecule: messenger RNA, 1515 nt
Organism: Chenopodium quinoa (quinoa)
Lineage: Eukaryota; Viridiplantae; Streptophyta; Magnoliopsida; Caryophyllales; Amaranthaceae
Product: protein FAR1-RELATED SEQUENCE 5-like
Exons: 3
Coding region: 1-1515 (504 amino acids)
Biological process (GO): regulation of DNA-templated transcription
Molecular function (GO): zinc ion binding
Source: RefSeq, a predicted model, not a curated record
AUGGAUGAAGACGACUGUCUAUGUAGAGCUUUAUGGGCAGAUCCUAUUUGCCGGAGAAAUUAUACCGUAUUUGGUGAUAUGCUCUCGUUUGAUACAACCUACCAAAGCAACAGAUAUAAUAUGGUAUUUGGUCCAUUCACGGGAGUCGAUCACCACAAGAAAUGUGUCACUUUUGCUGCUGGUUUUAUUGCAAAGGAAGAUGUUGCUUCUUUCGAAUGGCUAUUUAGAACAUUUGUUAAGGCAAUGGGUGGUAGGGAGCCCAAUUGUUUAAUUACGGAUCAAGAUCCAGCUAUGAAAAUUGCUGUAAAUUCUGUUUUCCAACAAUGUGAGCACAAAUUUUGUAUGUGGCACAUAAUGAAAAAGCUGCCCGAUAAAGUUGGAAGGAAUAUCAUUCAGGAUACUGAAUUUUUGAAGGAACUCAGUAAGUGUGUUUGGAAUUUAGAAAUUGAGGCACCUGAAUUUGAAGAGAAGUGGAACAAUGUUCUUGUUGAGUUUAAAUUACAAGAUCAUGAUUGGUUGAAUUUGAUGUUUGAGAUGAGAGCUAUGUGGAUUCCAGCGUAUUUUAGAGAUGUCUUUAUGGGUGGUAUUAUGAGAACUACCUCAAGGUCAGAGAGUGAGAAUAAUUUUUUUACAUCCGUUGUAAAUCCUCACGUGUCUCUUGUGGAGUUUUUCAUGAGGUAUGAAACUGCGUUGGAUGCACAGAGACAUUGUCAGGCAGAGAAUGACAAUGAAUCACAGGAGAAAUUCCCUCAAUGUAAGACAGAAUUGUUGAUUGAGAGGCAUGGUUCUGAGGUGUACAUAGUUUCUGUAUUUUAUGAAUUUCAAGAUGAAGUUCAUAGUGCUUUUUAUUGUUGUGGUGUAGAUGAAUUGAGGAAGGAAGAUGGUAUUGAUGUAGCAAUUGUUACUGAGGCAAAUAGGAGAAGGACAUUUAAAGUUUUGUUUGAGUGCUUUAGUCAUGACACUACCUGCUCUUGUAAGAAGUUUUAUAGGAUAGGAAUCCCAUGCAGACAUAUGAUAUGGAUGUGGAAGGCAAAGAAUUUAAAAAGCAUUCCAAAGCAAUAUAUCUUAGAUCGUUGGACAAUAAAUGCUACUCAGAAACCAGUGUUAGAUAUAAGUUGUUUAGACACCGAAGAUGAUAGGCGGGUGGUUAUAAAUGAAAUGUGGUCGGAGAUAUUUUCUUGUGUGAGUUUGGUUAAAGGUCAUGAGGAGGACUUUAUUAAGAAUAUUCGAGAGUUCAAGAAUAAAAUUGAAGCGACAAAAAAUGUUACUUUGGAAGAUACUCAGAAUGUAAGAUCUAGUGAACAUGAUAUUGAGAUGUUAAUAGGAUAUAGCAUUCCUGAUGAAAUACUUGUUCAGCCUCCUAAAGUGUCGAAGAAUAAAGGUACAGGUGUUCACGAUGGCUCUGGAACUAGUGGGUCUAAAAGAUUAAAGGGUGCCAAAGAAAUAGCGGUUGAACAAUCUAAAAAGAAAACGAAGAGGAAAUGCAGUGGCUGUGGCCGAGCUAACAUAUCAUGA